Molecule: messenger RNA, 1364 nt
Organism: Ostrinia furnacalis (Asian corn borer)
Lineage: Eukaryota; Metazoa; Arthropoda; Insecta; Lepidoptera; Crambidae
Gene: RanBPM
Product: Ran-binding protein M
Exons: 8
Coding region: 14-1339 (441 amino acids)
Molecular function (GO): protein binding
Source: RefSeq, a predicted model, not a curated record
ANGGAAAUUAGAAAUGGCUGCGAUGGGUAGUGGACGGGGAACUAUGGAUUCCCAAAAUCAAGUGCAAAGUGAUACUGUAGAUCGUUUAAAAUUGCUUUAUCCUAACGUGAACGAAGAUGAAACACCUUUACCAAGAGCGUGGAGUACUAAGGACAAAUUCAGCUACAUUGGUUUAUCGCAAAAUAAUCUUCGAGUCCAUUACAAAGGUCAUGGCAAGACUCAUAAGGAUGCAGCGAGCGUGCGGGCCACGCACCCUAUCCCGGCAUCGUGUGGGCUCUAUUACUUCGAGGUCCGCAUCGUGUCCAAAGGCCGCGACGGCUACAUGGGCAUCGGGCUCUCCGCUCACGGCGUCAAUAUGAACCGCUUACCUGGCUCCCCGUUUCCAGGCUGGGACAAGCAUUCGUACGGGUACCACGGCGACGACGGCCACUCCUUCUGCUCGUCCGGCACGGGCCAGCCGUACGGGCCCACCUUCACCACCGGUGACGUCAUCGGCUGCGGAGUCAACCUCGUCGACAACACCUGCUUUUACACGAAGAACGGGCACCAUCUAGGCAUCGCGUUUCGUGGCUUGCCGCCGAACCUGUACCCGACGGUGGGGCUGCAGACGCCCGGCGAGGUGGUGGACGCGAACUUCGGGCAGCAGCCCUUCGUGUUCGACAUCGAGGACAUGCUGCGCGAACUGCGCGCGCGCACCCGCCUCGCCAUCGACGACUUCCCGCUGCCCGACGAGGCGCGCUGGCAGCAGGUGCUGCACAGGAUGGUGUCGUCGUACCUGGUGCACCACGGCUACUGCGGCACGGCGCAGGCGUUCGCGCGCGCCACCGCACAGCCGAUCGUCGAGGACAUCGCCUCCAUCAAGAACAGGCAGCGGGUGUCAAAACUGGUGCUGGCGGGGCGCAUCGGCGAGGCCAUCGAGCUGACGCGGCGGCUGUACCCCGGCCUGCUGGAGCGCGACCAGGACCUGCUGUUCCUGCUCAAGUGCCGCCAGUUCGUCGAGAUGGUCAACGGCUCGGACUCCGAGGUGAGCGGGCUGGCGCGCUGCGUGGCGGGCGCGGGCGCGGGCUGCGGCUGCGGCGCCACCGUCAUCGCGCACACCGGCCGCCCGCCCGCCACCAACGGUGUACAGGGUAGCACGUCAGAGGAGCACACAACAAAUUGUGACGUAGACAUGCCGCCUGCGCCGCACGCCACCAACGGCGCUCACGCAGGUAACGUACCGCGCCACACCUAUGCACACAAACAAGUUCUAAACACACACAACGAAAUAAUCACACAUACAGGGUUAGUUAACUUAUUGGAUUAUAGAGCAAGAUUGUUUAGCGCUAACCUUGGCUAAAAAGAACAAUAAUGCAUACAAUACU